AUCGUCCUCCACGCACUUAGAGCCGCACGGCGGAGAAAAACGAGUAGAUACGGACGUUACCGAAGCACGUUCACUCUGCUUGUCUGCGUCGUUUGAAACAGUGGAGACUAGAGCUUUACCUCGUUAACGGAAGCAGUACAGAGUCAUUUACUGAAGUUAUCUUCAUCGGCACAGAUAUGUUACUGCAACUGAACAUGCUGCAUGUCGUCAUCGGGACGCUGCUGAUCACACAAAGUGUCGCCAUCGUCAGAGUUCCUCUUCACAAAACCAGAAGUCUGCGCCGCCUCAUGAGCGACAAUGGGAGGUCUGUGCAGGAGCUUCUGGCUCUGGCGAAGAGCACCGGAGCUGUGGACAGCUAUCCUGCACCUGACCUGCCCGUGGAGAGGCUGACCAACUUCAUGGAUGCUCAGUACUACGGGCUGAUCAGCAUUGGCACUCCGCCGCAGGACUUCACUGUGCUGUUUGACACCGGCUCCUCCAACCUGUGGGUCCCCUCCAUUCACUGCUCUUUCUUUGAUUUGGCCUGCUGGCUUCAUCACCGGUACAACUCGAGGAAGUCGAGCACGUACGUUAAGAACGGCACAGCGUUCUCCAUCCGGUACGGCAGAGGCAGCUUAUCUGGCUUCAUCAGCGAGGACACCGUCUCUCUCGCAGGUCUGUCCGUUCCCGCUCAGCAGUUUGCCGAAGCAGUGAAGCAGCCUGGCAUCACGUUCGCCGUCGCUCGCUUCGAUGGGGUGUUGGGCAUGGCCUACCCCUCCAUAUCAGUCGCUAAUGUCACGCCGGUGUUUGACACGGCCAUGGCUGCCAAGCUGCUGCCUCAGAACAUCUUCUCUUUCUACAUUAGCAGAGACCCAACAGCAGCGGUUGGAGGGGAGCUGAUGCUGGGUGGAACCGAUCCGCAGUACUACACUGGAGACCUGCACUAUGUUAAUGUUACACGCAAGGCUUACUGGCAGAUUAACGUGAACGGAGUUGAAGUUGGCAACCAGUUGACUCUCUGCAAAGCCGGUUGCCAGGCCAUUGUUGACACGGGAACUUCCCUAAUAGUCGGCCCACGAGAGGAAGUCAGAGCUCUGCACAGAGCCAUUGGUGCUCUGCCACUGAUAAUGGGAGAGUACUUCAUUGACUGUAAAAAGAUUCCAUCUCUCCCCGUCGUCUCCUUCAACAUCGGAGGGAAGAUGUUCAACUUGACUGGAGAGGAUUAUGUCAUGAAGGAGUCUCAGAUGGGUACAUCGAUCUGCUUGUCAGGCUUCAUGGCGAUGGACAUCCCUCCUCCUGCAGGGCCCCUGUGGAUCCUGGGAGACGUAUUCAUUGGGAAGUACUACACUGUGUUUGACAGGAACGCCGAUCGUGUCGGGUUUGCUCCCGCUAAAUAGAUCAAGGAGGAAAAAAAAGGUGUCACUGCUCAUUUCCAAAGAUAAUAUGCUUUAAAUGGUUUGUUUUGAAAAGGUGAUGUAAUGUCGGUCAUCUACACUUAAAGGCAUCAAUGUCUCACGUGUCAUGAGAAACAAGUGUGGAUACUUCCUGAAUAACCGUCUCCACAUCACGUCUGCCACUGAACAAAGCCGCUGCUUCAGUUUCUUGCACUUGAUUGAGCUUUAAUGUGAAGUCUCUGAUUCAGGACAGAACUAUGCAUUUUGAUAUUUGUGCUGUAUGAUUUGUCAAGAUACGUAAGGGGAAAAUUAACCCCAAAACAUUUGAAUAAACCCUAAACUGAAUGUUAAUUUCAAAUUAAAUUGAUCUUCCUUUUGUACACUGAACAUAUCUCAGGAUGUUUUAACG
Messenger RNA from Solea solea (common sole), 1782 nucleotides. RefSeq names its product napsin A aspartic peptidase (gene napsa). Bases 177 to 1376 code for a protein of 399 amino acids. The record is from RefSeq and is a predicted model, not a curated record. NCBI's taxonomy places the organism in Eukaryota, Metazoa, Chordata, Actinopteri, Pleuronectiformes, Soleidae. Gene Ontology annotation, biological process: proteolysis. Gene Ontology annotation, cellular component: lysosome. The transcript has 9 exons. Gene Ontology annotation, molecular function: aspartic-type endopeptidase activity.